This is a messenger RNA of Rubroshorea leprosula, 450 nucleotides long. The record is from the annotation of a GenBank genome assembly. NCBI's taxonomy places the organism in Eukaryota, Viridiplantae, Streptophyta, Magnoliopsida, Malvales, Dipterocarpaceae.
UCAAGAUAUCUUUCAAUCAUUUUUAACUCAUUAGGGAAAACAGUUUUAGCAAUAAAUAUGAAGGCUUGCUCUAUAAUGGCUGCAAUUGCUCUUCUGCUCUCCAUACUUCUGUCUACCUGGCUGAGCAGUGUUCGAGUGGAAGGUCGUCCCGUACCUGUGGUUCAAUCUUUAUCUACUUCAAGCACGGCAUCACCUUCUCAAGCUCUAGGAGGUGUUCCUGCAGAAGAGAAGAAUGCUUAUGAGCAAGACAACCGGCGAAUACCUCCAAGCACUUCCAAUCCUAUACAGAACAAGACAAAGCCUCCAUCAGUUGGCAGAAAACAGAAUAAGAGCAAAAUCCGUAGAAAAUUGAUCCUCUUCUUUGAAUGAAAUACUUGUUAUAGUGUUUGUCAGUGUGGUGCAGUGUAGUGCUUCAAAUGCAAUAUGUAUUGGACAACAGCAUGAAUUUAC